Messenger RNA from Heterotrigona itama, 11553 nucleotides. Lineage: Eukaryota; Metazoa; Arthropoda; Insecta; Hymenoptera; Apidae. The record is from the annotation of a GenBank genome assembly.
AUUCUGACUGUGCACAUCAUAAUCAUACAUUGUACAAUUUGAUGUGAUGUUACGAAAUAUACAAGUCAUAGUAACGUUUGAUGCAGUUAACUACAAUUGACUACAAUUUAAGUUAAAAAUUUUAUAAUUAUAUAUGAUCAAUUAUUAUCUUAAUAUUUACAUUUAUAAUACAUUGUUAAAUAUUGAUACAAAUCAUUUUCGAAAACAUAUAGGUUACGUAAAUUCAAAAGAGUUGUGCCGAUUUUUCCGUAUUCGUAUUCAGUUGUCCUUUUAAGGUUUAAGUGAAUAUAAAUUGUGAAUAUGAAUUGUUAAUCUUUAAAUCACAAUUAAAAAAUUGUGAAUCAAUAUAUAUAUAUAGUUAGUAAACUAAAAACUAGACUAUUUAUUAGACUAAAGAAUAUGGCAAUGAAAAUGAUUACAUCAUGACAAUUUAGAUAAAUGAGCGUGAAAAUACGCAAUACAUAUUUUCAAUUCCAAAAAGGAACAAAAAUACAUAAUAAUGUACAUGAUAAGAAAGAAUUAUUAUGAAAAUAAAAAACUAAAUAUACAAUAAAAGUUACAGUUACAUCAUAUUUUAAACAUAUUAUUUUCUUAAUAACAUGUAUGCCGUUUACGAUUAGAUUUUAGAGGUUUCUCUUAUUUUGUCAAAUUUUUCAUUUUUAGUUGUACUAAAAAUUUUUUUCUUUUCAAAGAAGUUGAACCGUUAUUUCAGAAUUAUGCGCAUGUAAUGUAAGAAAUGACGUAAUGCAUCUUGAUUGGGUAAAUAAGCCAAUGUUAAAAUGUGAAUCGGUCUCUAUUCCGGGCACAAUUUACAUUUGUUUGAGAAAGUGACUAGAUAGUUGUGUAUCAAUUAGUUUUAGGUAGAUAUAUAAGGCAAUAUAUAGUGUAAUUGUACAUUUCUUCAAUUGAACAUCUUCUAGUUGAAUACAAUCAUUUAUUGAAAUAGAGUGAUAUCUAUUGUUGAAGUGUACAACAUCUUAUCUUGUUCAAGAAACCUAUAAAAGGGUAUCGACAGUGUAAUCGGACUAUAUAACUGACGAAAAAACUUAUGUUUUUUUAUAAAAAAUCAUUAUGGAUCAAUUUUGCGGUACUAAGUUUUGGAACAAUAGCUUAACGUGGGAUACAGAUGAUCCAGACAUUACAGAAUGUUUUCAGAAAACUGUGUUAGUAUGGGUGCCAUGUGCAUUUCUGUGGCUAUUUUCUGGAAUAGAAAUUUAUUAUUUUUUAAAUAGUAAAAGCAAAAAUAUUCCAUACACAUGGUUAUUUAUUUCGAAACAAAUACUCAUAGUAGCAUUGAUUGUACUUAAUAUUGUUGACUUAGGAAGAGCUAUACAUAGAAGUACUUAUGAGAAAGUUUAUAAUGUUGAUUAUUGUACACCAGUUAUAAAAAUUAUUACGUUUAUUAAAGCAGGUACUUUAGUAAUAUAUAAUAAAAAAUAUGGAAUGCGAACUUCUGGACUAUUAUUUUUAUUUUGGUUUCUUUUUGCCUUAUGUGGAGCUGUUCAAUAUAGAAGUUUAUUAAGGUUAUAUAUAAAUAAUAGUGAAGUUACUUAUUCAUUUGUAUCAUAUAUGAUACAUUAUCCAAUAGUGAUACUUUUAUUGUUAUUGAACUUCUUAGUUGAUGCAGAACCUAAAUAUUCAAAAUAUCCAAAGGUUGAAAAGCCAUGUCCAGAACAAAGAUCUUCCUUUCCAGCAAAAAUUUUUUUUACUUGGUUUGAUUCAAUGGCAUGGAAAGGUUUUAAGACACCUCUAGAAACUACAGAUUUAUGGUCAAUAAAUCCAGAAGAUACAGCUAAAGAAAUUGUACCUACAUUUGAUAAAUAUUGGAAUAAAAGUUCAUCAAAAAAUAACAAUGUACAAAAUACUAAAGCAUCAUUCAGAAAAUCAUCUGGACAAGUAGAUUUUAAUAACGAAUAUAAAAAAAAAACAUUAUCAGUUUUACCUCCUCUUUGUAAAGCUUUUGGUGCCACAUUUUUAUUUGGAGCUGCACUUAAGUUUGUGCAAGAUAUUAUAACUUUUGCUAGUCCCCAAAUAUUGAAGUUGCUUAUCGAUUUUAUUGAUGGACAUCAAUCGCUAUGGAAAGGCUAUUUUUAUGCGGUUUUACUUUUACUUACAGCCGUAUUUCAAACAUUGGUUUUAUCACAGUAUUUUCAUCGUAUGUUCUUAGUUGGUUUACGAAUACGAACUGCUUUAAUUGCAGCAAUUUAUCGGAAAGCAUUGAGAAUAUCUAAUUCCGCUAGAAAAGAAUCAACAGUUGGUGAAAUAGUAAAUUUAAUGUCUGUAGAUGCACAAAGAUUUAUGGAUUUAACGGCAUAUAUAAAUAUGAUUUGGUCUGCACCAUUGCAAAUAAUCUUAGCAUUAUAUUUUUUAUGGGAUAUUUUGGGACCAGCUGUGCUUGCUGGAUUAGCUGUUCUACUUAUUCUCAUUCCAAUAAAUGUUUUAAUCACUAAUAGAGUUAAGACAUUACAAAUUAGACAAAUGAAACAUAAAGAUGAAAGAGUUAAAUUAAUGAAUGAAGUACUUAAUGGUAUAAAAGUAUUGAAACUAUAUGCAUGGGAACCUUCAUUUGAGGAACAAAUAUUGAAAAUACGUACAAAAGAAAUUAAAGUACUUAAAGAAACAGCGUAUCUCAAUUCUGGAACAAGUUUUAUCUGGUCUUUUGCACCUUUUUUAGUAUCACUGGUGUCCUUCGCAACUUAUGUACUUAUAGAUGAAAAUAAUUGUUUAACUAGCAAAGUUGCUUUUGUUUCACUCAGUCUUUUUAAUAUCUUAAGGUUUCCCCUUUCUAUAUUACCUAUGAUGAUUGGUAACAUGAUUCAGGGUCAAUUAAUAGCUGUUGUUGGUACUGUAGGAUCUGGGAAAAGUUCUCUUCUAUCAGCUCUUCUUGGAGAAAUGGAUAAAAUAAGUGGUAGAGUUAAUACAAAAGGUUCUAUAGCAUAUGUAUCUCAACAAGCAUGGAUUCAAAACGCCUCGUUACAAGAUAAUGUUUUAUUUGGAAAGUCAAUGCAUAAAAGUAUAUAUAAUCGUGUGAUUGAGUCAUGUGCAUUAAAUCCAGAUUUAAAAGUAUUGCCUGCGGGUGAUCAAACCGAAAUUGGAGAAAAAGGAAUAAAUUUAUCUGGUGGGCAAAAACAAAGAGUAUCCUUGGCAAGAGCAGUAUACAAUGAUUCUGAUAUUUAUUUUUUGGAUGAUCCAUUGAGUGCAGUAGACUCACAUGUUGGAAAACAUAUAUUUGAAAACGUAAUUGGUCCUAGCGGUCUGCUUAAGAAGAAAACUCGAAUACUCGUUACACAUGGUAUUACUUAUUUACCGGAAGUUGAUAACAUUAUUGUUCUCAAAGAUGGUGAAAUAACAGAAGUUGGAAGUUAUAAACAACUUCUAGAGAAAAGGGGAGCCUUUUCUGAAUUUUUAGUGCAACAUCUUCAGGAAGUACACGCUGAUGGGGAAUCAGAAGCAGAUCUACAUGAAAUUAAACAACACUUGGAAUCUACAAUAGGAUCGAAUGAACUGCAACAGAAAUUGACAAGAGGUAGAUCAAGACUGUCAGAAAGCCAAAGUGAGUCUAGUUCGAUAGCUGAUAGAAGAUCUCUAAAUGGUUCGUUAAAAAGACAGUAUUCCACAAGUAGUCAACAAUCUGGCACUUACGAAAGUAGCAAUAACAUGAAAGAAACGAAAUUAUUACCUCCAAAACUAGGAGAAAAAUUAAUAGAAGUGGAAAAAACUGAGACUGGAAGUGUUAAAUGGCGAAUUUAUUCUCACUACUUCAAAUCCAUUGGUUGGUUUUUAUCGAUAUUGACUAUUAUAAUGAACGCUGUUUUUCAAGGAUUUAGUAUUGGUUCAAAUGCUUGGCUCAGCGUAUGGUCAAACAGUAAUAAUAAUACAGUUAAUCAAGUUGAACAAAAUAUGUAUCUUGGAGUUUAUGCUGGACUUGGUCUUGGUCAAGGCGUGACAGUGCUUGGAGGAGCGUUAAUCUUGGCAAAAGGAUCAAUACGCGCUUCCGUGCAUCUCUUCGAGAGUACGUUGCAACAUGUUCUCCGGAACCCAAUGUCAUUCUUUGACAAAACUCCAACCGGUCGAAUUCUUAAUCGACUCUCUAAAGACACUGAUGUCAUUGAUAAUACGCUGCCAUCCAUACUGCGUUCUUGGAUUGCUUGCCUCUUUGGGGUCAUAGCCACUUUAGUGGUUAUAAGCGUUAGUACACCAGAAUUUGUAGCAGUUAUAGUACCAAUAAGUGUAAUUUAUUACUUUGUUCAACGUUUCUAUGUUGCAUCUUCAAGACAGUUGAAACGUUUAGAAUCUGUUUCGAGAUCUCCUAUAUAUUCACAUUUCAGUGAAACAGUUUCUGGAGCACAAAUGAUUAGAGCAUUUGGAGUGCAAGACCGAUUUAUUGAAGAAUCUGAAAGUAAAGUAGAUUUCAAUCAAAUGUGCUAUUACCCUAGUAUAAUUGCAAACAGGUGGUUGGCAGUACGUUUAGAAAUGGUAGGAAAUUUAAUUAUUUUCUUUGCUGCAUUAUUUGCUGUAUUAAGUAGAGACACUAUAAAAUCUGGUGUUGUUGGUCUUUCUGUCAGUUAUGCUUUACAAAUUACGCAAACACUGAAUUGGUUAGUACGAAUGACUUCUGACGUUGAAACUAACAUAGUAGCUGUAGAAAGAAUAAAAGAAUAUGGAGAAACUCCUCAAGAGGCAGCAUGGAAAAAUCCAAAUUAUACACCAUCUAAAGAGUGGCCUGUACAGGGGCGAGUAGAAUUUAAAGAUUACAAAGUUCGUUAUAGAGAAGGUUUAGACUUUGUUCUUCGUGGGUUAUCGUUUUCUGUUAAUGGAGGAGAAAAAAUUGGCAUCGUCGGUAGAACUGGUGCUGGAAAAUCAUCUUUAACAUUAGCUUUAUUUAGAAUAAUAGAAGCAGCCGAUGGAAAAAUCAUUAUCGAUGACAUUGAUAUUGCUAAAUUGGGACUUCACGAUCUAAGAUCUAGAUUAACUAUUAUUCCUCAAGAUCCUGUAUUAUUCUCAGGAAGUUUAAGAAUAAAUUUAGAUCCUUUUAAUUCUUAUUCUGACGAUGAAGUUUGGAGAGCUUUGGAACAUGCACAUCUUAAAUCCUUUAUAAAAACUUUGCCAAAUGGUCUUUUAUAUGAAUUAUCAGAAGGCGGAGAAAAUUUAAGUAUAGGUCAACGACAAUUAAUAUGUUUAGCAAGAGCAUUGCUUCGAAAAACAAAAGUAUUAAUUCUCGAUGAAGCAACAGCUUCAGUUGAUUUGGAAACUGAUGAUUUAAUUCAAACAACAAUUAGACAAGAGUUUAAAGAUUGCACAAUUCUUACAAUAGCUCAUAGACUUAAUACAAUUCUUGAUUCAGACAGGGUCAUUGUCCUGGAUAAUGGACGCAUUGUGGAAUAUGAUUCUCCAGAGUCAUUACUACAUAAUUCAACUAGUUUGUUCAAUAGUAUAGCUAAAGAUGCAGGCCUUGUUACAUAAAUAAAAUGCAUAUCGUAAAUAUAAUACAAGCAGUGAAACAAUGAUAAUUUUUAAUCUAUAAAUAUAUACUAACAGAAGAAAUAUAGCAAUUUGUUUAUAUAGAAAAAGGCGAAAUAUGCUUAGUCUUAAAAGAAUCGAAAAUUUUGUAGAGCAACAUUUUUCAGUCAAAUCUUACACCAUUUUUAAAUAAUGUCAAGUAUAGCCCAUUUGUAAAAUAGUACGGAUGUCCGUUACUUAAAGUACUGCCAUUUUAGCAAUAUACCUUGUGCUGAGCAGCAACAAUUUUUAAAUGUGUGUACAUAUAUAUAUUGUUUUAAUUUAGCUUUAGUAAGCUUGCAUUGCAAGCUUACACAACAUUUAAUUUUACACAAUUUAAAUAAUGUACAAAAUACAACAGUAUUGUUCAGUUAUUUUCAUUAAAAUUUAUUAUACUCGCAUUAUACUACUUUUGUUUUACAUCACAAGAAUUAAAUAUAAACAUGUAGCAUUAUUUACGUUUACUGUUGAUUCGUCCUUGUUAUUACUUAACUCUGUACUGUUCGACGAAUAUGAUGCAUCUCCAAGCUGUGUAAAUAGUAUCCUCUAAUAUUUAUGAAUUGAAAAGAAAAUAAAAGAUUACAAUUUUAUAUAAUAAAUGAAGAUUUUGUAUUUAUUGUUUAAUAUUAAUUCUUCAAAUAUUAUAAAUUGUUUACAUUAUAUAUGUAUAUAUAUAUUGUAUACCAACUGAAUAGAUAAUAGAUUUCACUAAUGCAAUGCAAUGCGAAACAAUAUAGUAAAGAAUAAUUAAAUUUUGUUUGUAAUUUGUCGUACUUUAUAAAUAUUUAAAACAUUGUACUCGAUAAAAAUUGUAUUUUAAAUGUUAUAUUUCAUUAUUUUUAACUACUUUUAAUAAUUUUAAUAAUUAUUUCAAAUAAAUACUUAUCUGAAUACAAUUGGUAUAGCAUUAAAUAAAAUAUCAUAAGAAAAUUCAUAUAUAUAUAUAUAUUCAUACAUACAUACGUGUGUUGUGUGUGUUAAUUUGUACUUUAAAUUGUCUUUAAAUCUAUGUUACGUUGUAUAUUAAUUUUCAUAGCACAUUUGUAAAACAAUUCGUUACUUAAUUCAGAAGUAUUAUUAUUUUAUCUUCUGAUUACAUAAACUCAAAUAUUUUAAUAAAAUAAUUCAAUUCAUAAUUCAAUUUAGUAAUACCAUAAUUGAAAAUAAAUACCAAUAUUUAUUUUCAAAAAUCAAUUAAAAUAAUAUAUCAGUAAAUCGAAAUCAGUAAAUUGUAUAAAAAUGAAAUAACUUUUAUUUGUUUUUUCCCUUUUAUUAAUUUUCUUCAUAAAUAUAAUAUUUAUUGCCGGUAAUUAUGACAAAAUGAAAUGUUCGUUGACCACACUGAUUUAUUAGAAACAAUAAUUAUAAUUUUGUCUAAGAUUCGUCUAACAAUUUUUAACAUAUUCAUCAUAUAAAUGUGUUUAGAAUUCGCUAUUUUUUGUAAAACUGUUUGACAAAACUUAAUACAUACAUAGGUAACAGCAAACAAAAUAUUUGAUGCCAGACUUGAUGCCAAACUAUGAUGUAUAUGUACAAAAUAUAUUUUUUAUUUAAAUUAUUCAAAAUAUGCAAUCUGUAAUCCAGAUUAUUUCAUGUAUAUGUAUGUGUAGAUAUAUGUAUAAACAAUUUAUAGUUAAAAACAUUUUUAAAUAUUUAAAUAAAUUUCAUAUUUGUUUGAUUUGAUAUAGAAUGAUAACGAUUGUUACAAAAGAUUGAACGAAACAAAAAUACAAGUUUAAAUCAUGAUAACAAUUGUUUGUUAAAAAGAGCACAUAUUCAUAUCAUUUUUUACAACUGUAUUAAAUUUUUUCUGAUAUUUUGCCAACUGCAAUAAACAAUGAUAUUCUUAUUGAAGUACAUCAAUGUCUUUGCGAGGCUUUUCAAUUGGCUAGAUCUUAAAACCAAAAGAAUAUAUACAUACACACGUAGUUAUAUCAAAGUCACAAAGGCAUUAAUGCAUACAGAUAUAUCCUUUGGUACUAAUAAAUUUAUUAAUUUAAGAUAAAGUUUGAAUAAUAUAUUUAAUGCUAACAUUAUGUACCAGACAUUACUCAUUCUUUUUAUUUAUUUCAUUUUUUGGACGAUUUUUGAUAGAUUCUUGUUUUUUACCUUUAGUUUUUUUAGCUUCCAUUUCGCCAGAGAAACCAAAUUCAUUUACUCUUGUAUGAUCAGUUUUGUAUAUCCAUCUUUGGUAUAAAAAUAUAAAGAAAAUAAUAUCAUCGCGGAAGCAACCAAUUCUAUAUAGUGUUGGCAUUUUUAUAACAAAUGCAAAAAUAUCAUCAAUAAACGUAUUUAAAAAUUUGUAAGACAUCAUACGCCACGGAAGAUGUGCCACACUUUUUAAUUUAUAAUUAAUAAAUAGUUGUGGUGUCAUCAUAAUAAAUCCAAACGUUAAUAAAAAUCCAUAAAGCAUACUAAGAACCCAAGAGUACCAUCCUUUAUGUUCUAAAUACAUCAACGAAUAAAUUGCAUAUCCUCCUAAAAGAGGAUAAAGUGUCCAUGAUAAAUACUUAAAAGCAAGUCUAUCAUAUUCUUUUGUGGAAGAUUCUACAUAUGAUCCUUUAUCAUGGAAACUUAUUUUUGGGAAGAUACCAAGUAUUUUUAAAUUUCUAUCAACAGUAAUAUUCACGACCUUAUUGAUUUUCCAUACUUCUAUGCAUAAACCUAUUGCACAACUAAUCCGAACUACUGUGUUUGUUUCAUUAUCAAGAACAUACAAUAAAACAAUCAAUGACUGAAAAACAUUGAAAAAUACAGAUCGAACUGACAGUCCUUCCAAUGAAUUACGGUUAUUCCAGAAUUGUAUAUCAUUUUUAAAUGCUAAAAAUUCAAAUACACUGUGUAAUACUGAUACAAUUAUAGUCAGACCUAAGAGGUAAGGAUUAGUUUCCAAUAAUGCUUCUUUCAAAGUAUCUUGAUCAUUAUCAUCUUCAUCUAUUGAAUCUCCUAUAAGUGAUGAUGUCCAUUUAUUUUUCAUUGUUUGAGCUGCAUAAAUCUGCCACUUAAAUAAUGAAAGCGGCUGAUAAAUUAAUUUAAGUUCAAGCUCUUUUAUAGUAUCAUUUAAUGGUUGAUAGUCUCUUUGCAUAUUCCAAAAAUCAUUCAUAUAUAUUACGGGCUUAUAGAAUUUCUCACCAGGUAGAAAGUGGAUAUGUAUCUAAAGGUGAAGCUACUUGACCAUACACCCAAUUAGUAUGAUCUGUUACUAAAUUAAUAGUUAAAUUUGGAUGCCAAUGUGAUAAAUAUUCUUGAUUCAUUAAUUCAGCUUUCUACAUUUCUUCUUUAGUUGCAGUAGUUUCACCAGUUAAGAGAUUGUGUUUUUUCUGAUAUCUAACUUUUUUGAAUUUAUUUAACAUUUUUCUAGUGUAUGACAUAUAAUCUCCUGCGUAAUUAUUUUUUCCAACUUUGGGAUUUGGAGACUUUCCACUUUUAGCAACAUAUACAUGAAGGUAUAUGGAUCCAUUAUUUUUUAAUUGAUCCGAUGGAACAAAUUUAUAAUUUUUAAUCUUUGAUCCAUCUUUAAAUGGUCCACUGUACCAAUCUCCAUAUAUUAAUCCUUGUUCUAACCAUACUAAAGUUCUUGGAUCAUCAAAUUGCCUAAAAUCCUCUGAUUCUGAUAAAUAAACAUGCAUAUCAAAUAAUGUCCCAUUCUCAAAUAUAUUUACAGCUUGCGAAUGUGCUGGAUUUAUAACACCAGGAAAUUGGGAAUUGUUAAUUUGAAGUCGUCUGAAUAGAUGACUGAUACAAUAAAUGAUGAGAGCACGUAUAAUUAACGAUUUUGUUAUUGCAAAAAAUGAUUCUAGACGUGAUGGUUGAUAUUUUUUCCUUUGUCUGUCAAUUUCUGCGUUUACAUUUCUUCCCUCAUUGUUCUCUGCAGAAAUUAACUCUCCAUUCUGUCGAUUGUUAUCCAUAUUUUUUUUAAUGCUUAAUUCCUUACGAUCGUGAUUAUCAUUUUCAGCACCCACCAUUUUUGUGUUCAGAUUGUUUCCCAUGUAACUUCUUUGCAUUUCCAGAGGGAGUUGCAUGUACCGGAUAUCAAUAUAUUUCAUAGAUCACGUGCUUCAUGACACUGAACUUGAAUUUUUCAUAUCUAAUCAAAUUGAUUUUCAAUUUUUUCCCGACGUUUAAAUAUCUUUUAAUAAAUUAUUACUAUUGAGUUCCGCAUCUGUUUAGUGACAUCUAACCAAAAGGGUGAAUAGUUAAUCAAGAUUGAGUGGAAAAAAAUCACAUGUUUUGGCGGGAAUAAUGUGACAUCUUAGAACAGGUUAGAUGCAACCUAUUAUCAGUUGUUGUAUUAAAAAUUUUUUGUUACAUUAUUGCGUUGUAUCUUUGAGUUGAGACCAUGUGGUGCACAACGCCUGAAAUUUCAUGGCAUAAUCGUGAUCCAGUUUUAAGUAUUGACAUACAAACUGGAAUUCAUGAAACGCCAGAGAAUGAAAUUUUUUGGCGACUUGCCACUGGCGGUGCCGACUCGCACGUCUUGAUAUGGCAUUUAACAACGAAUGAAAGCAGGGCUGCUACUGUAAAGUGUGUAGCCGAUUUAGAACGACAUCAUAGAGCAAUUAAUGUUGUGCGAUUUUCACCAUCGAAAGAUAUUUUGGCAUCAGGAGAUGAUGAGUCGAUUAUAAUUUUAUGGAAACAAAAGGAAGAUUGUGAAUUCUUUGUUAAUCCUAAUGAAACUAAAGAUAAAGAACAAUGGAUUUCCUACAAAGUAUUAAAAGGCCACCUUGAGGAUGUUUAUGAUAUCAGUUGGUCACCAGAUUCUAAUAUGUUGGUCUCUGGAUCUGUGGAUAAUACAGCUAUUUUAUGGGAUGUUCAACAAGGUCGUUCUGUAUCCAUAUUAUCUGAUCAUAAAGGUUUUGUACAAGGAGUAUCAUGGGAUCCUUGUAAUCAAUAUAUAUCUACAAUAAGUACAGACAGAAUAUGCCGUUUAAUUGACAUAAAUACUAAGAAAACAGUCCAAAAGAUUUAUAAGGCAAAAAUUCCAACACCAGCAGAUCAUCCAAUAAAAGAUAAAGCAGUACGCUUGUUUUAUGAUGAUACUUUUAAAUCAUUCUUUAGAAGAUUAACAUUUUCUAUAGAUGGAUUAUUACUUAUUGUACCUUCUGGUAUAAUUGAGCCUUCGGAAACUACUGAAAGAAUAUCUAAUACAACUUUAGUGUUCUCAAGAUACAAUUUAAGAGAACCUGUUAUGCUUUUACCUUCUUUGGAUGAAUGCACUAUUGCAGUUCGAUGUUGUCCAAUUUAUUUUGAAUUACUAAAGGAUGGCCCGACACCAGCAAUAGCAUUACCUUAUAGAAUGAUAUUUGCUAUUGCAACUCAACACUCAGUAAUGAUUUAUGACACUCAACAAAUUUCACCAAUUGCUGUGAUAUCAAAUAUUCAUUAUACUAGAUUAACUGAUGUUGCAUGGUCAAGUGAUGGUAGAAUAUUAAUAGCUUCUUCAACAGAUGGAUAUUGUUCUAUAAUACAAUUUCAAAAAGGUGAAUUAGGUGAAGAAUAUAAAAAAGGUACCCCAACAAAUUCUAAUACUAUUCAUAAUGAUUCUAAACAACCUACAUCUAGUUCAAGUGCUAAAGAUAUAUCUGAAAAAUCUGUACCAACUAUUGACAUAGAUGAUAGUGCUAUGGAUAUUGAAAUUAUAAAAUCAGAAGAAAAAGAAAUUCUUAAUGAAAAUCCAGAAUGUGCCUUAAAUCAAGAUAAUAAAUUAGAUAACACACUUGACAAGGAAAAUGAUUUAAAAAAUAAGGAACCAGAAGAUACUGAAGAUAUUAAAUUAGUUUAUACUGAAGAAAGUAUUACUGAAUCUACUAAAGCAAAUAUAAGACAUACGCCUAAAAAGGAAGAAGUACCAUUAAUAAUUCCUAGAAAACCUCGAAGAGUACAACUAAUUACACUUUCUAGUCCAAAGGGAUUUAAAAAAGAGUAACUUUAAGUCUGAAACAUGAUUAGCAAUUAUAAAAUAUAUUUACAUAUCGAUAUAUAUUUUUGUAAUAUUUCUUUUUGUAUAUUGUAUUUUGUAUUGUAUUACUAUAAAUAUAUAAAUUAUAGAUUUAA